Messenger RNA from Limulus polyphemus (Atlantic horseshoe crab), 4229 nucleotides. It is a transcript of the gene p115, whose product is annotated as general vesicular transport factor p115-like. Gene Ontology annotation, cellular component: ER to Golgi transport vesicle membrane; Golgi stack; endoplasmic reticulum. The coding region runs from base 49 to 2835 and encodes 928 amino acids. NCBI's taxonomy places the organism in Eukaryota, Metazoa, Arthropoda, Merostomata, Xiphosura, Limulidae. The transcript has 22 exons. The record is from RefSeq and is a predicted model, not a curated record. Gene Ontology annotation, biological process: endoplasmic reticulum to Golgi vesicle-mediated transport; vesicle fusion with Golgi apparatus; transcytosis.
AUUCGCCACGCCAUAAGUUAGUUGUUUGUGACGCUAAAAUUAGUAAAAAUGGAUUAUUUGAAAAGUGGCUUAAAAUCUGUUUUGGGUGCCCAAGCAGAUUCACAACAACCAACCGCAGCUGAAACAGUUGAACGGUUAGUUGAAAGAGUCCAGACUUCAACUCUCUUAGAUGAUCGUCGAGAUGCUUGCCGUGCCUUAAAAUCCAUGUCAAAGAAAUUCAGGGUAGAAGUGGGAGCCCAGGCAAUGGAUGCUCUUAUUUAUGUGAUUGAAAUGGACCGCAAUGAUGCUGAAAUUGUGGGAUAUGCCUUGGAUGCUCUUUCAAAUGUCAUCUCUGGACCACAAGAUGAUGAAGAUUAUAUUGAAGGACAAGAAGAACAAGACCUUGGAACUCAGUUCACAGAAAUUUAUAUCAAAAGAACAGAGAAUGUAACUCUACUAUUAGAUUUACUGGAGGAGUUUGAUUUCAAAGUGAGAUGGCCAGCGGUUAAGUUAUUCACUGGUUUACUGGAGUGUCGGCCUAAAGAACUUCAGGAGUGUGUCCUUGUCAGUCCCAUGGGAGUUUCUCGAUUAAUGGACCUUCUGUCUGAUAGCCGUGAAGUUAUUAGAAAUGAUACUUUGCUGUUGCUUGUUAAUCUCACAAAAGGAAACGCCAAUAUUCAGAAAAUAGUUGCCUUUGAAAAUGCUUUUGACAAAUUACUGGAUAUAAUAGCUGAGGAAGGAUAUAGUGAUGGAGGUGUAGUUGUGGAAGAUAGUAUGGCUGUACUGCUCAACCUGUUGAAAAAUAACUCUUCCAAUCAGAAUUUUUUCAAGGAAGGAAGCUAUAUUCAGAGGUUGACCCCUUAUUUUGAAUUACAAGGAGAUUCAUCAGGAGGAGAUAUGGGGUGGUCAGCACAAAAAGUCAGCAACUUACACUUGAUGCUACAGGUUAUAAGAACACUCGUGUCUCCUAACAACCCACUUCAAGUAAUAUCAUCAUGUCAAAAAGUAAUGAAUCAGUCAGGUCUACUUGAACGGCUGUGUAAUAUACUUAUGGCAAGUGGUGUUCCUGCUGAUAUUCUAACAGAGACCAUAAACACAGUAGCAGAAGUAAUACGAGGACAUCAUGCCAAUCAGGAAUACUUUGCCACAGUUAGUGCUCCUUCCAGUCCACCUAGGCCAGCUAUUGUUGUGCUUCUGAUGUCCAUGGUUAAUGAAAAACAGCAGUUUGUUUUACGCUGUGCAGUUCUGUACUGCUUUCAGUGUUUCUUGUAUAAAAAUGAACUUGGUCAAGCUCAAAUCGUACAAACACUUCUUCCAACCUCAGCUGAUGUGACAACCAUAACUGCUGGUCAGUUACUUUGUGGUGGACUGUUUAGCUUAGACUGUUUGUCCAACUGGUUUGCUGCAGUUGCUUUGUCACAUUCUCUUGUUGAUAAUCCAACACAGAAAGAGCAGUUGCUGCGUGUUCAGCUUGCUACAAGUGUCGGAAAUCCGCCAAUCUCCCUGAUGAAACAGUGCACUACUAUAUUGCAACAGGGUGGAAAAGUGCAAACACGACUGGGCUUACUGAUGCUAUUGAGUACGUGGUUGGCUCACAGCACUCAAGCAGUUUCUCACUUUCUUAGCAUACCAACUAACGUUCCUUAUUUAACUUCACAAGUUGGUUUGGCAGAAGGAGAUGAACAUGAAGACUUGGUUCAGGGACUUUGUGCCUUUUUACUUGGUAUUUGCAUUGAAUUCAAUGAUGAUUCAGUUCCAAGCUUCACAAGAGAGAACUUAUGUCAACUAAUACUGAAACGUAUUGGUCAAGAAACUUUCUUUGACAAAUUAGGCUCUGUAUCCAAGCAUGAACUUUACAGUCGUGCUGCACAGAAACCUCAUCUGAAAUAUAAACAAGCUAGUGAGGUUCUCUUCGAUUAUGAAUUUUGUCGUCUUUUCAAGUCAUUAGAAGGUGCAGUCAUCAGAGCAGUUCAACCAAAACCUAAAGAUUUAGUGAAUGGACCAGAAUCCAACAUGACAGUCCAACAACAUAGUUUGUUACAGCAAUACAAAGAUGUUAUUAGAGAACAGGACCAAAGACUAAAUGAACUACAGAAAGAAUUCACUGAGCUGAAGAGUGAAAGUGAGAAAUCCCAAUCUCAUAUUGAAGAAAUGACAAGUACAAUACAACAGCUUCGAGAUCAGAAUGCAUUGUUGAAAGCACAGCGAGUGGCCUCCCAAUCAACAGAAAGAAGUGGAAGUCCUAGCAGUACUGAUAUAAAUAAUCUCCAACAUGAGAAAGAAGAAUUACAGAAACAGCUAGAAAAUCUUGAAAAAAAUCUUAAAGAACAAAAAGAUUCCUGUGAAAAACUGAAGAAAGAACUGGAAGAACAGAAAGAAAAGAAACAGGCAGAAGCUCAAAAACAGGAGCCAUUAGUAAAUGAUUCAGAAUUAAUAGGAACAAUAGAGCAGCAAAGACAAGAGAUCACAGAACUUAAGCAGACUAUUAGCAGAUUAGAAGAAGAAGUUAAGACAAAGAAAGAAAUUAGUGAAGAAAAACAGGGAGAGUUAUCAAAGUUAGCAGAAGAGAAACGAAGGUUACAACAAAGGCUGGCUCGUGUCAAUGACAAAAACCAGAAGCUAGAAGAUGAAAAAUCAAGAAUACAAAAGGAAAAACAGAAAAUUCAAGAAGAAUUAGAUUCUACAAAGAAAGAACAGGAAGACCUUCUUAUACUCCUUACUGAGCAGGAUAACAAGCUAACAACCUACAAGAAAAAACUUAGAGAGCUUGGGGAAAAGGUUGAAGAUGAUGAUGAAGAUGAUUUAAAUGAGGAUGAAGGAAAUGAUGAUGAAGAUAUUGAUGAAGUUGAAGAGUAAGAGUAAUCCAGACAAGGAACAGAAAAUAAUAUAUUGUUAAAGAAAAACUGGGUCAUCUUGUCUGGUUAGCUAGUUAAAAAGCUAAACAAAUGAUCGAAUAGUAAUUAUUUUUCUCUUUAAUUUUCCUUGCUUUGGUUUAUGCUUUGAAGUUGUCAUUAUUCACAAAAAUAUUUUAUGCAAAGAAAUUUUUCAGUAGUUUUGUUAAACAAAGAACCUUCUGGACGUGUAGAGUAUAAAAAAAAAACAAUUUUGUUAGCUCAGAAUGUUGGAAGUUGAGAUGUUAUGCAGUUUAAUGUACUCAGUAAAAACUUGUGCAUGGUACAUGUGUUUGUGCACUGAACGUAUUGUUAAGAAACUCACAAUUUUAUUUGAUAUUAAAGAAUUAAAGAUAAACUCACCUUAUCAUUAUUGAUUCUUAACAUUGUGAUCCUUGAAUGAUUAAAAUUAUGAGUUGCUACCUGUAUCGUGCAGUUUGAUAAUAUAUAGGUUUUUGUUCAGUCAUAAAUGAAAAAUUUAAAAUCUUGUUGUUUUUGGUUGUCAGUUUAAAAGGAUUUGUUUCCUUCAGCGAACAAAGUCAUUUUUCAAUGGGGGGGUAUAUGUAAAGUCAUACACAGAUAUUUUUUAUCAAACUUAAAUCUAGGACUCAUUUUGUUUUCUAACUUUUGCUUGAGGAAGAAGCUUUUAGUUACUUGAUAGUCUCCUCUUUAAAGGAAAUGUGGAGGAUGAAUACCCAGUACCUAUAGCUAAAUAUUGUGAAAUGUAACAAUGAUAGAUUAAAAUACAAUGUUUUUGUAACAGCUGACGAUAUUGUAGAAAAUAUUUCAGUAAGACAGCUUUCUAUUCAUUUUUUCUUAAAUCGAGAUUUAUUUAAAAAAUAAAUGGCCUUAAGGAACUUUGUACUACAAAUUAAAAAACUGAAUGAUUAGAUGCUGUUAUACAAAAACUAAAUAAUGGCAAUUAAUUUGUGAUUAUUUGUUUUGCACAUUUAUAUAGCUUUAUAAAUACUUAAACAUUUCCCUUGCAAAAAGUAAACAUAUUCUAACAUUUCUUUGACCCUACUUUAAAAAAGAAAAAAAACAUUAUUUAGAUUAUUUUUCCCCUUGGCUGUUGUAUGUAUAAAUUACAUGCUUAGAAAAUUAAAUAUUCAUAAAAUUACAUCAUUUGAGAAUAAGUGUACAUGUACUACAGAAGUUAAUAUUUAUAAGCAUGAACCAUGUACUAGCUAUAACUUUUUUAUUUUAUUUUUGCUAAUAAGCUGAAUUAUCAAUAAAUUGUCACUUGUUUUUUAACUUCUGUUUUAGAGAAAUCUGUGUACUGUGAAAUUAGUUUUCUUUCUGACAAAUGUACAUUGGUUUGGUGGUGAGAAAAUAAACAGAAAUUUGUCCGUCUCAGAA